This is a messenger RNA of Corythoichthys intestinalis (scribbled pipefish), 3254 nucleotides long. RefSeq names its product 2-oxoisovalerate dehydrogenase subunit alpha, mitochondrial-like. The record is from RefSeq and is a predicted model, not a curated record. NCBI's taxonomy places the organism in Eukaryota, Metazoa, Chordata, Actinopteri, Syngnathiformes, Syngnathidae. The coding region runs from base 146 to 1510 and encodes 454 amino acids. Gene Ontology annotation, biological process: branched-chain amino acid catabolic process. Gene Ontology annotation, molecular function: oxidoreductase activity, acting on the aldehyde or oxo group of donors, disulfide as acceptor. The transcript has 8 exons.
UUUCCUCACCGGAUUUAUGUCAGUGCGGUUGCUCGUUGAAAAGUGACAAAUCUAGUGUCGUUAUCGAAUUCCAAAUAUUAUUUUUUAAGGACGUGCGACUGCCGGUGGGAACUUGUUGAUUGUAAGAUCGCGUGCUGAAGAUUUGAUGGCGGCGGCUGUUGUCAGCAGCAUUAGCCUCAUGAACAAAAUGUUUAGGACCUCUUUCCAUGCUGCUCGUGCGGCGGCGGCACUGAAAACGUCGAGGCUGCCGCACCAAAGAGCCUUUAGAGUCAAUGCAGCACACAGACAGCAGCCAUUUGACUCCACGCUGGAGAAACCACAGUUUCCUGGCGCUUCUGCAGAGUUUGUGGACCAGCUAGAGUUCAUCGAACCUAACGUCAUCUCUGGUAUCCCGGUGUACCGGGUCAUGGACCGCCAGGGCAACAUCAUCAAUCCGUCCCAAGACCCUCAGCUCUCCAAAGAAACGGUUCUGAACUUUUACCAGAAGAUGACGCUGCUGAAUACGAUGGAUCGUAUUCUCUAUGAAUCCCAGAGACAGGGGAGGAUUUCUUUCUACAUGACCAACUACGGCGAAGAGGGCACGCACAUCGGAAGCGCUGCAGCUCUUGAUGCAAAGGACUUGGUCUUUGGACAAUACAGAGAAGCUGGUGUGUUGAUGUAUCGCGGAUUCCUUCUGGAACACUUCAUGGCUCAAUGCUACGCUAACGCCGACGACUUGGGCAAAGGCCGUCAGAUGCCCGUCCACUACGGCUCACGAGACCUCAACUUUGUCACCAUUUCGUCGCCGCUAGCCACACAGAUUCCGCAAGCCGUGGGAGCCGCGUACGCUAUUAAACGGGAGAAUAUCGACAGAGCGGUGAUCUGCUACUUCGGCGAAGGGGCGGCUAGCGAAGGCGACGCCCACGCCGGCUUCAACUUCUCGGCCACCCUGGAGUGUCCGAUAAUUUUCUUCUGCCGCAACAAUGGAUACGCCAUCUCCACCCCCACCAAUGAGCAAUACAGAGGCGACGGCAUCGCUGCUCGCGGUCCAGGCUACGGCAUGCUGUCCAUCCGCGUGGACGGGAAUGACGUCUUCGCCGUGUACAACGCCACAAAGGAAGCACGGCGCCGGGCUGUCGCAGAAAAUCAGCCGUUUCUUAUUGAAGCCAUGACAUACAGAAUCGGCCACCACAGCACCAGCGACGACAGCUCUGCGUACCGUUCAGUGGACGAGGUCAACUACUGGGACAAGCAGGACCACCCCAUUUCGCGUCUACGACACUACAUGGCGUCGCGGGGUUGGUGGAGCGAGGAUGACGAGCGCGCCUGGCGCAAGCAGUCGCGCAAGACCGUCAUGGAGGUGUUCGAGCGGGCCGAGAAGCGCCUCAAACCCAACCCGGAGCUGCUCUUCACAGACGUCUACGAGGAGAUGACGCCGGCGCUCGGAAAGCAGCGCGAGGCGCUGCGCAGACACGUGCAGCAGUACAAGGAGCACUACCCUGUUGACCUUUAUGACAAAGACUCUCACUAAAUCAUUAAGACUGACCGGAGGUUCUCAAACAACAAAUGAUCAUGUGUCAGGGCCACUUGACUAAAUCUGUCAAAUAUUCAUAAAAAUGACCAAUUCGCUUGUUAAAAGUUAUUAAAAUGUUCAAAUAUGACUGUCUACAAUAUGGGGAACUUAAACCAACGACUUCUCCCUAUCAUCGCGUUGAGCUAGUUAAAUGCUCUGGAGUAAGGCUGUAUCGUUACAUAAGUGACACUAUUUCGUUAUUGUUUGACCAAUAUUUUGAAGUGCAAUUUUGUUCCCAAAAAAAUGUUAAUUAAAGGAAAAGAUAAGGUUACCUUUGAUCAAGCUAGUUCGUGACUUUUAAAAACAGGCAACUUUUUCCUCAGAUUUUUUUUUUUGGGGGGGGAGGGGAAAUUACUUUUUACCACACCAAAAUGCAUUAAUACCUUCAAUUUCUGCAACUCUUGCCCUUAAAAAUAGUAAACAAAGUCAUACUAUGAAUGAGACAACUUACUGUUACAAUAAUCCCCCCCCAAGUCUUUGUUGCAGAAUAAAAUUUUUAUAACUUCAAAAAGUGUGACGUGACUAUUAAACGGGCAAUGCUAAUGCUGCGUCUGUCCUUGCGACAAAUCAUUCUCAAAAAUUACUUCAAAGAAUAUUUUGAGGAAGUACCGUAUUGGCCCGAAUAUAAGACGGCCCUGAUUAUAAGACAACCCUCUCUUUUUCAAGACUCAAGUUUGGGGAAAAAAAGACUUAAAUUAAUUUCUAUACAGAAAAUAAUUACAGUGCAUCCAAAACAAAUGAUUAUAACAAUAUAUGAGGAAAAAAAGCAUGUUAUUUUGCCUCAUUCAAAUCUUAAUAUCUGAACAUUUAGAUAUGUAAACUAAAGUGCAAUCACAUUCAUAAAUGAAUGGCUUCUGGUUUUUGAAAUGUAAAUAAACCAAUCUAUUGUGAUAAAACAACAAAAUUGCAAUAAUUGCAUUAACCAUCAAAGUGAAGUCUAACUAGUCUUGAAACAUCUGAAUGAGGAAAAACAUUGCUGGUUAACUGGUUAAACUUGAGAGUAGCUGAGAUCUGUCAUGACAGAACAUCGCUUCAAUGAUAUCUGGCGCCAUCUAGCGUCGUGAAUGGGUAUAAUGUCUAGACCGCGAAUAUUAGACGAUCCCUGCUUUUUCAGUCUUAUAUCGAUGCAAAAAAACAUCAUAUAUUCGGGCCAAUACGGUAUUUUAAACAAAUUUUACCUUAAACGAUUAACAUCAGUACUUUGUUUUUACAACCUUCUCCCUGAAAAACGGGCCACAAGUCAAUGUUUUAGGUUGCUAUUGUGCUUUUUUUCUUUGAUGUGAAGAUUUUCACUUAUUCAGGUCACAAAAAGCCGCGGAUGUUUAUUCAACAGGACAACGAUGCUAAUAGGAUAACAGCAUGACUUAUUACAUGGUUAAGACAUUUGAGGACCCCCGGUUAAUUACUGAUGCACAAAAAUGUAGUUUGGUUGAAGAUUGUGUUGUCAUAGAUGUUUUCUGCUCAGUGCCUUACGGUUAGCACAAGUCUGUCCCUAAUCUUUAUCACUAAUGGUAACAAGAAUGCGAGGGGAUGCGGUAUGAAUGAGGAAGUUGACUUGCCAUUGUGCGGUUCCUUAUGGGGUUUUUGUUCCGGUUUUCAGUUGGUUGACAUUGUUACUAAAAUCAUCGAUGGCACAGAUACACUAUGCUAAUAGUUCCUUUUAUGUUUUGUGGAAAAAUAAAAGACGCAACUAGAAACUUAA